Molecule: messenger RNA, 759 nt
Organism: Laccaria bicolor S238N-H82
Lineage: Eukaryota; Fungi; Basidiomycota; Agaricomycetes; Agaricales; Hydnangiaceae
Exons: 3
Coding region: 1-759 (252 amino acids)
Source: RefSeq, a predicted model, not a curated record
AUGUGUAUUGCUCCCAUUUCGGGCCUAAGAUAUCAGAGAAAUCCCUUCAACGGACACUCAAGGAGGCAAUGCAAAGAGGAAAACUCGCAGACAGCAACAGGGACUAAAGCCGCGUCAAAUUCACAGUCGACGGGAUUCGGUUCCUCUCAAACCCAGGCCAGGAGCGAGCGAGUGCGCUUUACUACUGGGGACAACGUGGAGGGGGUGGGAAAUGAUGUCGCGGCCCGCCUAGAGCGACGGACAGGAAAAAUGAGGGAACACCCCGAGGAAACCAACGAGAAAGGGGGAAAGGGUACGAGCUCCCGCCUCGCCUCUACUUCGGCCGUCGUCUCCAUUCCACCAACCCCACCUUCCGUACCAUUUACAUGGAACCGCACCCUCACUCAGCCACCAUCGUCAUCUCGCGGUCCUCCCUCGUCCCGCAGUGCUUCAUCAUCCCGACUGGAGCCCAGUGUCGCAACUCCGCCCCCUGCCAACCCUACUAGCACUCGUGUGGACCACGACGAUGCCUGGGAUGAGGAAUGGUUGCGAGAACUCCUUCGGCGUCACCGCUUCGAGUGCGACAUAUUGGUAAACGCCUUGCGGGUAGCACAGGUUCAUCGGAUUCACAUUGAACACAUGAUGCACAGCAACGGCUAUGGGUUGGAAAAAAUUGAAGGGUGGCUGAGGAAGGCUCUUCCUGAUCACCUGGCCGAUAGUUAUGUUUUAACUCUAGUGGAAAUCAUCUGGGAGGAGAAGCUCAAGCUCAACUCGGAGUAA